AUGCGGUCUACAGCGCUGUGGCGGUACAAGAUGCCAAAGAACAUGGGCGUCGCACCGCGCUUUGAUGUUUGGAAUGAGUCGUACGAGCCCUGGCAACACAUGAAGCGGAUGGGCCGUCUUGUGGGCACCGGCUUUUACAUCCCGCCGGAAUGGUACAGUCACUUUCGCAUGUUCCCGCCAAUCAACCACAACUUCCAGCAGGAGAGGACACUCAACCCGCGCAACGCGAGCGAGCCAACACAGGACGACGCGGGGUCGCUAAGUUCAGAGCGGAUUGCACUCCGCGAUGAGUUGGCGCGGAAGAGUCGGUUGGUGGCGUCGGAGGGGAUGCGGUACUACAACAUCUUUUGGGUGCGCAAGCCGCUUGACAGGCUGGAGAAGGAAUACUAUGAGCUCAAGCGGAAGGGUGUUGCUCACCGUGAGGCCAUCAAGAAGGUGCUCGAGGGCUUUUACAGUGACUUGACAGUGAAGAAGCGGGUAGCCUUGGUGCAGGCGGAGGAGGCAAAGUUGUCGGGGCGGUUUAUUACAAUGCGGGAGGCCACUGUUGUACUGAAUGUUCUUGCCCAGCUGCACCGGGAGCAGCUGACGCCGCACCAGGUGGCAUUGAUGGCAAAGGAACAGCGGGAAGCCACAGAAUCAGGGAGUGGACUUACGGCAACGGCGUCACGCGUGUUGGCUCCAGCGGUGGGUGCAGAGACUGAAAAAGCUGCACCAAAAGAAUCAGGCUCCGAGGAGGCACUCUCGGCCGAUUCGCUGGCGAGUAUGUUGGAGGAUGACCACGUAGGGGGUACUGGGACGCAGUACCAGGUAGAGGUGAAGCACAGCACAUGCGACAGUCUAAGACAGCUGCAGGAAAAGUCCACUGACAACACCGGUUCACCAGAUUGGUACACCGGCGCUUCGCCCGUGUACAACGGCACCGCAUAG
Trypanosoma rangeli is the source of this 927-nucleotide messenger RNA. RefSeq lists its product as uncharacterized. Bases 1 to 927 code for a protein of 308 amino acids. The record is from RefSeq and is a predicted model, not a curated record. Lineage: Eukaryota; Euglenozoa; Kinetoplastea; Trypanosomatida; Trypanosomatidae. The transcript has a single exon.